Messenger RNA from Xiphophorus couchianus (Monterrey platyfish), 1828 nucleotides. It is a transcript of the gene mrpl51, whose product is annotated as mitochondrial ribosomal protein L51. The coding region runs from base 192 to 587 and encodes 131 amino acids. The transcript has 4 exons. Lineage: Eukaryota; Metazoa; Chordata; Actinopteri; Cyprinodontiformes; Poeciliidae. Gene Ontology annotation, biological process: translation. Gene Ontology annotation, molecular function: structural constituent of ribosome. Gene Ontology annotation, cellular component: mitochondrial large ribosomal subunit. The record is from RefSeq and is a predicted model, not a curated record.
GACAGUACGGUAGAGCUGCGCUGCAUUGUGGGACAUAAAAUAAAGAUGGCAGCGGGCAUAGAGAGCAUGUCGAAGUGACGAUAACAUAUAUUUUUGUCAUUAUAUCUUCGACAAUAAGUAUUUCCUGCUGUUGUAAAGUGAGAAUCAUCUGAUGCAGGUUUGCUACUGAGCACGGAAACAGAAGACUGAAGAUGUUUGCUCUCGGAGGUUUGUUGAGAGUUGGAUCGACCUUCUUUCAGUCUGCGGGAUCUCUGCUGCUCCCAGUCAGGACCAUUUCUACAGGGACUUGCUGCCAGAUCAGGAUGCAUCCCAUCCCUCAGCCUAAACAAGUGGACAGGUGGAACGAGAAGAGGAGCAUGUUUGGAGUUUAUGACAACAUCGGCAUCUUAGGGGACUUCAAAGCCCAUCCUAAAGACCUCAUUAUGGCCCCCUGCUGGCUGAAAGGUUUCAGAGGUAAUGAGCUGCAGCGCUUGAGUAGGAAAAAGAAGAUGGUGGGAGACAGGAUGACGACUCUGGACAAACACAACUUGGAGAAGAGGAUCAGAUUCCUCUACAGACGCUUCAACCGCACUGGAAAGCAUCGCUAACGCUGCAACAAGCCUCACUCAACAAGGACUGUCAGUGAAUUCAUCAUAUCACUGUGUUAUGCUGAUCUAAUUAGAAAAUAACUUGCAGCCAUUGUGUACGUUUAGGUUUUGGACCUAAUGAAGAUUGUUCAAAAGCCUGGAAGUACACCGAAAGUACAUCAUAACAUGAUAAUUAAAAUGGGUUUUUACACUUGCAUUCAUUUUAAACCUGAUUUAUUUUUUCCUGCUUAGGCUGGUGGGAUUAGACCAAAGGCUCAGUGGUCCAGAUGGACAUACACCAUCAGACAAAAAGACACAUGUGCCUGUCAUUCUGAAACUAUAUAUUCCCCCUUAAAUUGCUUAUUAAGGUUUUAAAUAAUUAGGUCAGUUUUAAAGAUAAUUCAUUGCAAUUAAAGGUAAAAUUGUGUGUAGCUACAUUAAAAAUAAUAACACUGAGUUUAUAUUCCUCUAACUGUUUCUGUUUCUAUUUGUGACUUCAGUGGUAAUACUGACCAUUCUGCUCCAAAUCAAAGAAUGAAGAAAAAUGGCUGCAUUUUUUCUGACUCUAUAGAAAGUGAUAAAAUUAGGCUGCUCAAAGACCGACGGUGUCAGCAUUUUUCUUAAACAGACACAGUAAUUGUAUAGAAUAUUAAAUACUUGAACUAAUGGGGCCACUGCAUAAUUCCUGUUGGCCUGAAGUCAAGAUCCUGCUCCUUUACAGGUGAUUUGGAGCCAUUCACUUGUUGAAACUUUCAUUUGUUAUGAGGAAACUUGUUCUCUUCAAGUGUCUGGUUGUUCUCACUGAUCUUCAAUCUGUCAUAUUGGUAGAUUGACUCAAUAAUCUGAGAAACGUCCCCAUAGCGUGAUGCAUCAGCAGCCAUGCUUCACAGUGUAAUCUUUGGUUACAUGUUGUAUCUAGAGAAAAGGACAGAGAAAAUAAUAAUUUAUCAUUUGUCGAUCCAUGUUUGAUAGAUGUUGACCUUUUUUGAUCAGCCUGGAAACAUGACCUGUUUCUACAAGAUGUUCUCGCUACAUUUCCUGGCAUUUAGCUAAUAGAAAUAGUUUUGGUAAUUCUAACUAAGUCAAAGCAAGAAAAGUUUGGUCUGAUUUAAAUUCAGACUGUCAGAAAAAAAAUGUAUUUGUCUAAAUAUUUGGUUUUACAUGUACAUCACACAUCAGUGAGAUUCUGACAUAAGCAGGACAUCCCGACUCUCAUCAUUGCUUAGUCUGCAUAUAUUUAAAGAAAUUCUAGUUAAAAUUCA